Penicillium cinerascens is the source of this 1476-nucleotide messenger RNA. RefSeq lists its product as uncharacterized. The transcript has a single exon. Lineage: Eukaryota; Fungi; Ascomycota; Eurotiomycetes; Eurotiales; Aspergillaceae. The coding region runs from base 1 to 1476 and encodes 491 amino acids. The record is from RefSeq and is a predicted model, not a curated record.
AUGCCCAAGGACAACGACUCCGAUGAUUAUCACAACCGCGAUCCUUCCAAAAUGCCCCACGACCGCGACUGGACCGACGAGAGCAACCCGUUUGUCGCCUUCCGCCGUUUUGCUGACGAGCAGGUCUCGUCGGUGCUACAGUCGAUCACUGGGCUCCCAUCCUCGGUAUCCCCUCCUCAGCAUGACGGCUGGACUAUCUUAACCGAUGAUAAAGGCUAUGGGAGCAUGAAGUACCGCCACAGAGAUGGCGCUGAAAAUGCGGGAGAGCGGAACUACUCAUCCGACCAGGGCGCAGGAACCAACCCUCCAGCUACCGGUGACAGAGAUGAGACCCCUUCAAACAACACCGAUAGAUCGGUCUCGCGAUCUUCCCUGUCUCGGCAACCGGAAUACAUGGACCAACUCCAGCAGUCGCGCAAGAACUGGCGCAACGGACCCUCUGAUUUCUUCAACCUUGAUUCAUUCUUCGAUCGCUUCGAGAACGAUUUCUUUCCUUUCUCCUCAAGUUUCUUCCAUCCGCACCAUCGCUUCUCCUUCCCCGACAUGUAUGAAGAAAAUUCGCCGACAUGGCCCAUGACAUACAUCAUGUUCAGCCCAUACUCGCCUCUGCUCCUGGAGCGUCAGGCCCAUUACCGCGCGCGCCGCGAAGGAGGUGUCUUUUCCUCGAUCAUGUCUACUCUUCGGUCAGACUCGGAGCGUGACCCGGCCGAGCCGCAGUGGCGCGAGGCAUUUGAAGAUUUGCUUCGGUUAGAAAACGGGAAGCCUAUGCUUGAUCAUGACGCUUUGACAGCAGGCAGGACUGAAAAUGGAACCGAAUGGCUUCAAGGUCUGGUAAAGCGAGGCAGCUUGGGUGACCGGUGGAAGUACGUGACCGGCUCGGACGGUCAUCCUUGGUCCGGUAUUACAUUCAAUGCUGGACGCAACGAGGACAGUCGCGUUCUGCCCGAAAAGUCUGCCGAAACUCAAGAGAAUAAUGACCAGGCCGAGAGCGAACUGGACGUGUACGAACGCUUCUUGCAAGAUAUCGAGGUCCGCGAGCGCGAAUUCUUCCGGGGCGUUUCCGCAAGCCCUCUUCUGCGCCUGCUCCUAGAUGAGCGCCACAGAGAGCAGGACGAGCCAGAGAACUACCAGCGGGGUCUACCUAGCGCUGAAGACAAACAAGGCAAUGACAACGAGAGUUGGCUUGAUCUCGUCUCUGGCGGUAACCGAAAAUCCGUCCCAGAAACAUCACCGGAGACAUCUGAAACCAAGCCAGCCCCCGUGCCCGAAAAUGCACGCGUUGUGUCAACCUUGAGUCGAACAGAACGCAAGCGUCUUGCAGAUGGCUCAGUUCAGACUACGAUUGUCAAGACGAAGCGGUAUGCCGAUGGCCGAGAGGAGACUGAUGAGUCUGUUGAGACGACCCACCAGCGGUUGGGAGAUGGACAAUCAUCUGAAGACAACAAGUCGAAGAGCGGCUGGUUCUGGAAAGACUGA